GGAGGCAGAUGAGGGCUGCAAGAAGCCCUUGGAGCGAUUGCUGAACAUCUGGCAGGAGAGGAGUGUGUAUGGCAGCGAGUUCAUACAGCAGUUGAAACUGUCCAUGGAGGACUCCAGCAGCCCCCAAACAAAAGUUACAGAGGAGAAGAAGUCCUUGAAGCGGACGUUUCAGCAAAUGCAAGAAGAGGAGGAUGACGAUUAUCCUGGAAGAAAGUCAGUUUCCUACUUGAUUUGGCCCAUCGUCACCGUCUGGCACCGCGAGCUCCGGAAGGCCAAAUCAAGUAGGAAACUGACUUUCCUAUACUUGGCAAACGAUGUCAUCCAGAACAGUAAAAAGAAGGGACCUGAGUUUACAAAGGAAUUUGAGUCUGUGCUCGUGGAUGCUUUUUCACAUGUUGCCAGGGAGGCAGAUGAGGGCUGCAAGAAGCCCUUGGAGCGAUUGCUGAACAUCUGGCAGGAGAGGAGUGUGUAUGGCAGCGAGUUCAUACAGCAGUUGAAACUGUCCAUGGAGGACUCCAGCAGCCCCCAAACAAAAGUUACAGAGGAGAAGAAGUCCUUGAAGCGGACGUUUCAGCAAAUGCAAGAAGAGGAGGAUGACGAUUAUCCUGGAAGUUACUCCCCCCAGGACCCCAAUGCUGGGCCCCUUCUGGCAGAGGACUUGAUCAAAGCUCUGCAAGAUUUGGAAAACGCAGCAUCAGGAGAUGCCACCGUGCGGCAGAAAAUUGCCUCUCUUCCCCAGGAGGUUCAGGACGUGUCGCUGUUGGAAAAGAUUACAGACAAAGAGGCGGCAGAGCGCCUUUCGAAGACGGUGGACGAGGCGUGUUUGCUACUU
Molecule: messenger RNA, 832 nt
Organism: Ailuropoda melanoleuca (giant panda)
Lineage: Eukaryota; Metazoa; Chordata; Mammalia; Carnivora; Ursidae
Product: regulation of nuclear pre-mRNA domain-containing protein 1B-like
Exons: 2
Biological process (GO): mRNA 3'-end processing
Molecular function (GO): RNA polymerase II complex binding
Source: RefSeq, a predicted model, not a curated record